AUGGCAGGUGGCACGACGGACGUGCACACAUCGAGAUUCGUGGCCGUUCGCCGAUCGUUGACACGGAGGCCCGGAGUGCUCGACUGCAUUAUCGUUGGCGUGCGAACAGAUUCAUCGGCGAUAAGAGGACGACCCCCCUUGGACGAGAAAGCCCAUCGACGAGGGUGCCCAUCAGCGAGCGAGUCGAUGUCGGGGGUUGGAGACUCGCGUGUUGGUGGCGGUGUACCGUCGACGGCGGGAAAGGGUUACGGGAGACUUCAGGGCGCACGUAAGAAUCCACGCGACGCCAUGCUCGUCGGUUGAGAGACUCGGCGACUCGGAGGCACGGCACAGAGAGAGAGAGAG
Trachymyrmex septentrionalis is the source of this 345-nucleotide messenger RNA. RefSeq lists its product as uncharacterized. The transcript is spliced from 3 exons. Bases 1 to 303 code for a protein of 100 amino acids. The record is from RefSeq and is a predicted model, not a curated record. NCBI's taxonomy places the organism in Eukaryota, Metazoa, Arthropoda, Insecta, Hymenoptera, Formicidae.